Messenger RNA from Aspergillus viridinutans, 2271 nucleotides. RefSeq names its product Zn(II)2Cys6 domain-containing transcription factor nscR (gene nscR). NCBI's taxonomy places the organism in Eukaryota, Fungi, Ascomycota, Eurotiomycetes, Eurotiales, Aspergillaceae. The transcript is spliced from 4 exons. Gene Ontology annotation, biological process: DNA-templated transcription; regulation of DNA-templated transcription. Bases 1 to 2271 code for a protein of 756 amino acids. Gene Ontology annotation, molecular function: DNA-binding transcription factor activity, RNA polymerase II-specific; zinc ion binding; DNA binding. The record is from RefSeq and is a predicted model, not a curated record.
AUGGAGAAAAGUAAUCAGCGGAAACGCCCCUCAACUCCCCAUCUCAGCUGCGAGCUCUGCCGCGAGCGCAAGAUCAAGUGUGAUAAGGUCGAUCCCUGCACCAACUGCGUCUCGGCAGGCGUGGUCUGUGUCCCUGUCCAUCGGCCACGCCUGCCACGAGGUGUCCAUGCGCGACGAGCUCGCCCAAUGUCCCCAGCGUUCGUGCCCGCACGCGCGCCUACCCCUGUUGCGGGUCCGGUAUCUUCAGAGGAAAAGGAGACAGAUGUUUCCUCCGGCGCCGUAGGGGCAGUUGACGACGACCUCAGGAAACGCGUCCACCGGCUUGAGGCGGUAGUCAACAGCAUGCGUGCGGCCAUGCAGGACCCGUGUCCGGCACCUGUUAGCCAGUCGGUUUUUAACAAUUCAUAUCCGGCGCCAACAAGCUCAUUGUCAUGCAGUUUGUCCAUUCCAAGUAAUGUCCAGAAGCAACCACCCUUGGCUUCGCACUCUGAUUGUUUCUGGACUAGUUUGGUUGGAGAGAUAGAAGACCUUGGUGGCGACGUAGGAUCGAGCUCAGAGACCAAAUCGGAUAUCCGUAGCCCGCUAGCACCUAACGUGUCCAAAAUGGACGACGGCGGGCUCCGUUUCCUUGGCCUGAGUGGCAAUAAUCUGACCCUUACCUGGACUCCAGUCCUCGAAGACAAAGAAAUGACAAGGCAGUUAUGCCAGAUCUACCUCCAGCAAGUCGACCCCAUCAUUAAAAUCCUGCACCGGCCAACUGUCGAGAAGUGGAUGUUACAUGGGGAGCGGUACCUCGAUUAUCCGGAGAGGCACGUUGCCGUUGAUGCGUUGUCGUCUGCCAUUUGCUACGCUGCUGCCGCGAGUUUGACCGACGAUCAAUGUUCGGCCAUGUUUCAAAGGAGCAGGUUCAGCGGCAUUGUGGAGGAUUCUCGAAGAGCGUGUGAGGCCGCACUGGAGAGAAGUGGGUUGCUAGCCUCUCCCAGUAUCACUGGCCUGCAAGCAUUUGUGCUUUACCUCAUUGCCAGAAGAUCCGAAGACCGCAGUCAGGCCGCAUGGACGCUGACGGCGGUGGCCGUGCGGCUGGCAAAGGCACUCGGUCUCCACCGGAAGCGAGAUGAGACAUUCUUCAGCCAACAGAUGCGCAGGCGGUUGUGGCUCACCAUCUCACUGAUGGACCUGCAAACCUCCUUCAGCCAGGCCUCCGAACCGCUCAUCAACACUGAAGAGGCCACCUCCACAUUCUGUCUGCCCCAGCACAUCAACGACUCGGAUUUCGAUCCAACCAUAACCCAUGAAAUCCCGGACAGGGAGGGGCUGUGCGAUACCACAUUUGCGCUGGUCACGUAUCACAUCCAGCUAGCAGGGCGGGCCCUGAAUUUUGGCGCCGCGGCAUCAACCCAGCACACGGAGUCUCAACAGCAACACGUGCAGCGCUUUGAACAGAAUGCGCUCCGCCUGUUGCACUUUUGCGACCCCGAAUCCUCGCCGUACGCGUGGUUCACCUGGCACGGCACGCAAUGCCUCGUCUCUGGCGCUCGGCUGUCCGCUCUACGGCCGCUCCAGCUCCCGCAACCCAGUAACAGCAGUAGCCAGCCGCAGUCCUCGCCGUCUCCCAGCCCGCAGGAGCACAACCAGGAGCUUCUCCGCCUGGCCCUAAACGUCUUGGAAAAGGUACACCUGAUGCACACAGAUCCCCGCGGCGAGGGAUUCCGCUGGUACGUGACGAUGCCGUGGCACGCGCUGGCGGUCGCCAUCACCGAGUGCUCCCUCUGCCCGGAUGUGACCCAAAUCCAGAGCGCGUGGCCAACCAUCGAGGCAUGUUAUCAGCUGCUGCGCCGCAAAGGAGUCGCCGGCCAGGAGGAAGCAAUCCAGCGUCCACUGGAGAAAUUGAUAUGUCGGGUACGGGACAAGGCAGGCCCUCUUUUGCAGCUCGCAAGGCCUAGUCCGACAUUCAGCCUCGGUAGCAGUGCUGUGACAUCUGCUGCACCCACGCCGCGUUCGCGGGCCAGCAGCGCCCCGAGUGACACCCUCAGCGACCUGUCCUGGCCGACAGCUUUCUCCCAUGCUCAUUCCCAGCUCGGUGUGGAUUUGGCUCCAGUGGGUCCCGUACAGCCGUUGGCCAAAGUCGAUCUGGAUUCGUUGUUGUUACAGUUCGAUAUUGAGAGCCAGCCGCUGCUUGCGGGCCAGAUCCCUCGAGUGGACUCGGAGCCGUCGUGGGAGCAGCUGAUGUCGGAUAUUGAUCAUGCCGAGUCGAACAUGUUUCUUCCUUAG